Messenger RNA from Gallus gallus (chicken), 2564 nucleotides. RefSeq names its product 5'-nucleotidase domain containing 2 (gene NT5DC2). The transcript has 15 exons. Gene Ontology annotation, molecular function: 5'-nucleotidase activity. NCBI's taxonomy places the organism in Eukaryota, Metazoa, Chordata, Aves, Galliformes, Phasianidae. Bases 988 to 2478 code for a protein of 496 amino acids. The record is from RefSeq and is a predicted model, not a curated record.
ACACUUCGCGGGUGCAGCGCUGAGUAAGCAGUGCUGCCUCCCUUCCUGGUGGGUGCUCAGACAGAGAGGCUGUGAUUGUAGCUCAGUUUUGACAACUAAAGCUGGUUUCGAUUUUGCUUCUGUUUUUUCUUUUUUUUUUUUUUUCUUGCUGUAAUUUAUUCAUCCCGCCCAGCAAUCCCGCUUUGCAGAGCAAAAAGCAAAAGCUGCUGUUCUUGGAGAAGAGGCAUCCGCACUGUGCUCUGCUCAGCUGAUAGGAGGAGUCGGUGCAGCAGCAGCUCUGUGGAUGCAGUCUUUGCAGGACGCUGCACAUCGGUGUCGAUGUGUGCCAGGCAUGCAGCAGCGGCUCUUCUUUCUCCUUGGGGACUUUGAGGCUGCCGUGAGUUCGAGGCGGUGGGUGGCAGUGGGCCGGGGAAGCCGUGGGCUUCUGUUGGUAGCAGCAGUGCGUGGUAGAAAGCACAGCAAGGAGGUGAGCGUCUGCACGGCGCUCCGGGAAGCGUCUGUAAGGGAACGUGCCACAUGUGAGGCAAUGAUGAUGAGAAAGCAUUUUGGCUGGCAUACGCAUCUUCCCUUGGCCUUUAGGAGGCCGGAGGGAACGCGCUGUGUAAGCUGGGGACAAAAUGUCUGAGAGGAGGAGAGCUGUGUGGGGGGGUGGGCAGCCGUGCAGCACUGCCCCUGCCCUCAGCGUGGCACAGCACAGCCACUGCUCUGCUUCUGGGCUCCCUUCAUCCCCUCGCCUUACAAAAUCACACCGGUUCCCAUGGAUUUUAUUAACUGCGUUUUUGCAGCUGGCUUUUUACAUUUUAUUUCUUUUUUUUUUCUUUUUUUAAUCUAAGUAAGCCUCACAUCUAUAAAAGGCGUAUCGUGCUGCUCGGACUGUCAGGAUGUGUUGUCCCAAACACGGUGAAUGGAAAUAAAGAUGCCUGAGGGGCUGCUCCGUGGGGGCUGCCUGCCUCUGUGGGAAACAAAUGCCCACAGGUCACUGAGGUAAUGCAGGCCCUCCGAGGAGGGGAGCUCUCCUGCCCGCCUUGCUCAGGAGAUCUCCUUCCACCAGGAGUCUGCAAUCUCCUCAACCCGGCGGCUAUCUAUGCCAACAACGAGAUCAGCCUGGGAGAUGUUGAGAUAUAUGGCUUUGACUACGACUACACGUUAGCACAGUAUUCUAACUUACUGCACUCCAUGAUUUUCAACACUGCCAGAGACAUCCUCAUAGAACAGUUCAAGUAUCCAGAAGGGCUUGGGAAGUAUGACUACAUUCCAGGGUUUGCAAUACGUGGGCUUCACUACGAUGUACAAAAGAGUCUUCUGAUGAAGAUCGAUGCUUUCCAUUAUGUCCAGCUUGGGACAGCAUAUAGGGGGCUCAAACCAGUGCCUGAUGAAGAGGUAAUCGAGCUGUAUGGAGGUACGCAGCACAUCCCCCUGUAUCAGAUGAGCGACUUCUACGGCAAGGGUCCUUCACUUAAACAAUUUAUGGACAUCUUCUCUCUUCCUGAAAUGACGCUGCUCUCGUCAGUCAUUGAUUACUUCAUAACUCAUGGCAUUGAGUUUGACCAGGUCCAUCUUUACAAGGAUAUAUCUGAUGCUAUUAGAGAUGUUCAUGUGAAAGGAGUGAUGUACAAAUGGAUUGAAAAAGACAUGGAACAGUACAUUCUGCACGGUGAUGAAAUCUAUGCUGUCCUAAACAGACUGGUGAACCACAAGAAGAAACUCUUCCUCAUUACAAACAGUCCCUUUAGCUUUGUGGACAAAGGAAUGAAACACAUGGUUGGCAAGAACUGGCGGGACUUAUUCGACAUGGUCAUUGUGCAAGCUGACAAACCCAACUUCUUCACUGAUCGGCGAAAACCUUUUAGAAAACUGGAUGAUAAUGGCUCACUGCAAUGGGACAAAAUAAACCAGCUGGAGAAAGGAAAGAUCUACAAAGAGGGUAAUCUCUUUGAUUUUUUGAGGCUGACAGGUUGGCGUGGAUCCAAGGUGCUCUACUUUGGUGACCAUCUGUACAGUGAUCUUGCGGACCUCAUGCUGCGUCACGGCUGGAGGACUGGAGCCAUAGUCCCUGAACUGGAGACAGAGAUUCGGAUCAUAAACACAGAGCAGUACAUGCACUCCCUGACCUGGCAGCAGGCUCUGACGGGGCUGCUGGAGAGGAUGCAGAUGUAUCAGGAUGCGGAGUCAAAGCAGGUACUGCUGGAGUGGAUGAAAGAGCGGCAGGAGAUCAGGUCGCUGACAAAGAACCUGUUCAACCCCCAGUUUGGAAGCAUCUUCCGCACCUUCCACAACCCCACGUACUUCUCACGCCGGCUGGUGCGGUUCUCUGAUAUCUACAUGGCAUCCAUCAGUUGCCUGCUGAACUACGAUGUGAAUUUCACCUUCUACCCACGGCGCACCCCUCUGCAGCACGAGGCCCCACUCUGGAUGGAUCAGCUCUGCACAGGCUGCAUGAAAACCCCCUUCCUGGAGGAGAUGGUGCACAUUCGGUGAAGGGCCGGCUAUUCUGGCCAACAGAGCUAGUCUGUACAUGUGGCCAGCAGCACCUCUGUGUACCACUAAAGGGUGUUUGACACUUA